AUAAAUACAAACGAGUUUAUCAGUAAAUGAAAGACAAUCUAUGCGGUAUAUCUCGACUGCUUAUCAGUCGUAAAAGAGUCUUACGCGCUGAACCCUGGAAUCGUUGCUUAUCUCACGGUAUUGCCGAUUUUUCGCAGCAUCAGCGGCUUAGAUAGAGGUCAAGGGCUAUCGUCCGCAAACAUUUGCUAAACAUUGUAAAUGCAAGUGAGCUGUAGCGGCAAUAAUAACGGGAUAGCAAUAAGAAUAACAAUAGCAAAGUUGCUGGCAACGUCGUCAUCCACGUAUGUGUUAUCACUGGCCGGUGACCUUAGAUUAUGCUGGUACUUUCGAUGUUGGAGUACCAGCUAUUGUCCAGUCGCUUUCAUUUAGCAUUGUAGUAGCGACCGCGGCGUUGAGAGUUACGGCUAGAAUGCCUUGACGGACUAGAUGUUUGGUUUCGAGAACCGCGUGAAUAUCGAAUACAACUAAAAUCGCCGACGAUUUGUAACGUAAAAAAGUGUGGCACUAGCAUAGUGUUUUGUUAGUAUCUCUCUAUAUCUGAAAUAUAUAGCAUAGCGUAAUGAUGAAUUUUCAAAUAUGCCGUUGUUGUUUGCGUGAAAAUCCUGCUUCUACAUAUGGUAUUUUCGAUACAAAUACCGUAAGUGAUGGUGAUAGUAAUGAUGAUUGCAACGUUGACGGUAGCGAAAGUUUACGUGCCGCCUUACUGAGCUGUGCGCCGAAUCUGCAUGUUGAGCACAACGACGGAUUGCCAGAUGUGAUUUGUGAUCACUGUUUGGUACGUUUACGCGACGCAAUGGAGUUUCGACGCCGUUGUGAGGAGAGCGAACGUGAAUUGCAACGUCGUUACGCGGAUACGGAACGUGCCAUAGAAGAGGCGCUGCAGCUCAUCAAUACAAUGAAUACUAAGGGUCAACAAGGCGCCGCAGAUUUGGGUUGUGCGGUUGGUCUGCCUUUAACUGGCGACUUGGGUCCAAAUGAACUCGCCAUGUUGGAUGAUCUCUUGCAAUUGGAAGAGCACAACAUCGGACCGCUGUCAGUGAGUAAGCAGCAUAUAGAUAGAGCAGUAGAGGAUAUGCGUUUAGUCAACAAUACGACAGAAAUGAAAAUACCAGCAGGCGACUGUGAACCGCAUAUAGUAAAUGAAGAAGCACCAAUUAGUCCGCAACAUACCGACAGCUCUGCCUCGAAUACGGACAGCUCUCAGGAGAGCGCGCCGAAAUCAUUACAUCCCUGCCCCGAGUGUGAAAAGAAAUUCACACGUAAAUUCCAAUUAAAAUUACACAUGAUCUCCGUGCACAAGUUGGGCGAUGGCCUGCAGUAUGAAUGCAAAGAUUGCUGCAAAACCUUCGCUUCACGUCACAGUCUUAGCUAUCAUCAACGUUCGGUACAUUCGGACGAGCGUCCAUUUGCAUGUACGCAUUGCGAUCGUCGCUUCGUUUUGCGCACACAACUCUCCUCACAUCUGCGCAUACACACGGGUGAAGCCAAGCCGCGCAUUUUCCAAUGCCCGGUAUGUGACAAACGUUGGCCGACCAAAUCGGUCUUGCGCACCCACAUGCGCUCCCAUGUCGUAACACAGGAGCGUCCCUUUAAAUGUGAUCAAUGCGAGAAGGCUUUCUUUACGCGCGGUCAUCUAAGUUCUCACCUGCUCGUGCAUAGCGGUGAAAAGCCAUUUUCGUGUCCCACCUGCGGCAAAUCCUAUCAGUGUGUGGGGAAUUUGAACAAUCAUAUGGCGCGGCAGCAUGACUUCGAACGCAGCUUGGCACGGAGUCGAAGUGCGAAUGUCGAGAGCGCUGAAAUAUAGUUUUAAAUUUUAAUAUAUAACAUACUCAUUUCUAUUAUUGUUAUUAUUAUUAUUAAUAUUAUUAAUAUUAUUAUUAAUAUUAUUAUUAUUAUUAAUAUUAUUAUUAUUAUUAUUAUAAUGAUUAUUAUUAUUAUUGUACUACUAAUUAAUCGGUUUUUGUACUUACCAUAUUUUUACACUUUAUAUUGAGAAUUGUUUGUUUUGAAGUAUUAAACGGAGUGCCUUUUUUA
Molecule: messenger RNA, 2034 nt
Organism: Bactrocera oleae (olive fruit fly)
Lineage: Eukaryota; Metazoa; Arthropoda; Insecta; Diptera; Tephritidae
Product: zinc finger protein 391
Biological process (GO): regulation of transcription by RNA polymerase II
Cellular component (GO): nucleus
Molecular function (GO): DNA-binding transcription factor activity, RNA polymerase II-specific; zinc ion binding
Source: RefSeq, a predicted model, not a curated record